Messenger RNA from Penicillium concentricum, 1050 nucleotides. RefSeq lists its product as uncharacterized. The coding region runs from base 1 to 1050 and encodes 349 amino acids. The record is from RefSeq and is a predicted model, not a curated record. Lineage: Eukaryota; Fungi; Ascomycota; Eurotiomycetes; Eurotiales; Aspergillaceae. The transcript has 5 exons.
AUGGAUUUCCACCCCAGCGAGCGUCCAUCCGAGUGCGAUCUCUUCAAAUUCGAGCGAUUCGAUAAGGGCUAUGAUGCGGAAGAUAUAUGCUGUGUUGUCUGUGGUGCCCCAAGCUUUGUGGUGGAAGCAGAAGUGCGAAACAAGAAUCUUGAGAGGUACAAGUGGUUUGUACCGCAGGCCAUCCGAGCCAAAAAUUAUCACUACGAGAAAGAUUGGGAUAUUGCGAGCCUGCCAAAUCAUGAUCUACCGCUAGAAGUACUCGGGAUAGAUGAGAUUUCUGAUUCCUUAGAGAUCGAGAUCGACGGUGUGCAUUAUGGGGAGCGGUUGUCAAGAUUAGAACCAGUGAGUUAUUGGGAGCACUCGUCGAAAUUAGUCCACGAUCUAUAUACGGAGUACCCGGUGCAUUCCGAUUAUCCCCUUGGACGCAACGGCUCGUUUCACCCCCGACGUAUAAUUGAGCCACAUUUCUAUUACUUUCGGGACACCAACCUCUUUCACAAUGUCGCGUGGGCUUUUGGAGACCAGAAGGUCUAUGAAUACGAAAUGGCACUAUAUCCCAUACCAGGACUCACUCAGGAGAUCCUUUCAUAUCUGCGACCUCUUCCACUCUCCUUGCAAGGACAAUCUGGUAUAUCUCGUGAACUGGAGGCACUACCCACUGAGCUCCAAGACAUGAUUUAUAAAAAUUUACACCCGUUUAUCAACCCGGAGCAGACAUGCACUUAUUCCUUACCGUCAAGGCUGUGGCGUGACUUGCUUUUCAAUCGGCAGAUCUUACCAUGGCUUUGGGAUUUGGACAUCUCCGCCCUACAGAGCUGCCCUCUGACAUCCGAUGCGGUGGACGUUCCGACAUUUGAAGCAGAAGAAUUCUGGGAUUGGGAGAGCCUUGUUCGCAACCUUGCACAAGUGGAGGUGUUCGAACCGGGGCAACCUUUAGAGCAUGCUCCCCUCCGCCUGCGUAAUCGUCGGCGGAUCUGGAGACUACUAGAGGAGGCCGAGGACGAAGAUAUUGAGGAGUGGCUCGAGAUUCAUGUGUACAAGAGAAAAUGA